Schizosaccharomyces osmophilus is the source of this 492-nucleotide messenger RNA. Its product is annotated as cytosine deaminase. The record is from RefSeq and is a predicted model, not a curated record. Gene Ontology annotation, molecular function: zinc ion binding; hydrolase activity. Bases 1 to 492 code for a protein of 163 amino acids. Gene Ontology annotation, cellular component: cytoplasm; nucleus. NCBI's taxonomy places the organism in Eukaryota, Fungi, Ascomycota, Schizosaccharomycetes, Schizosaccharomycetales, Schizosaccharomycetaceae. The transcript has a single exon.
AUGGGUUCAAACGCAGAUAUACUCUCAGAGAAUGAUGUGAACUAUCUUCGCCAAGCAAUUGAAGUCUCUGGAGAAGCAAGGAAACAUGGCCAACAUCCUUUUGGGUGUGUUAUUGUUGACGAACAUGACAGGGUGGUGGCUAUAGCUGAAAACCGGGUACCUUCAGAGGAUGUAACUCAACAUGCUGAACUUCGUGCAGUAAGUACAAUUACGAGAUCAAGAGGUGCUGAAAGCUUGUUGAACUGUACGCUUUACUCGAGUACGGAACCUUGUGCAAUGUGUUCCGGAGCCAUUUUUUGGUCAGGCAUAGGACGUAUAGUAUUUGGUCUUUCCAAUGCGAGUUUGAUCAAAAUGGCACACUCGAAUCCAAAAAAUGCUUAUUUGAAGAUAAGUAAUAAAGAAAUAGCAAAGACUGCAUCUCGCCCCAUUGAGGUGCUGGGUCCAUUUCUCGAAGAUGAAGCUGCCAUCCCGCACCAUCAUUUCUGGGAUUAG